Zophobas morio is the source of this 1582-nucleotide messenger RNA. RefSeq names its product zinc finger protein ZPR1 (gene Zpr1). The transcript has 5 exons. NCBI's taxonomy places the organism in Eukaryota, Metazoa, Arthropoda, Insecta, Coleoptera, Tenebrionidae. Gene Ontology annotation, cellular component: cytoplasm; nucleus. The record is from RefSeq and is a predicted model, not a curated record. The coding region runs from base 92 to 1426 and encodes 444 amino acids. Gene Ontology annotation, molecular function: zinc ion binding.
AACACGUGUUUAUCCAAGUCUGUCACUUUUGGUGUUCUAACCUCACACUGUUUGUAUCAUUUUUGCCAUUUCCUUUCAAAUACACGCAAAAAUGGGAACUUCAAAGCCGCUUUUUCGUGAUUUGGAUCCAGACGAUCCUGAACCCGAAACUACAGAGAUUGAAUCACUUUGCAUGAAUUGCCAUGCUAACGGUACUACACGACUCCUAUUAACCAAAAUUCCCUUUUACAAAGAAGUGGUGUUAAUGUCAUUCUCGUGCGACGGGUGUGGGUAUAAAAAUAACGAAAUUCAGUCCGGCGCUGCUAUAAACCCUGAAGGCGUUCGUAUCACUCUGAAGGUAGAAACACAGUCAGACUUAAACAGACAACUGGUGAAGAGUGACCACACGAGUAUAAAAAUUGUCGAGCUGGAGUUUGAAAUUCCGGCGAAAAGUCAAAAAGGCGAAGUGACGACUGUGGAAGGUGUUAUUAAUCGUAGUAUAACGGGGCUUGAACAAGAUCAGGUUCUUCGACGAAUCCAGCAUCCAGAAGCGGCCGCCCAAAUUGACGAUUUCAUCCAAAAACUACAAACCCUCAAAGAACUAAAAUCGCCGUUUACUUUAGUUUUAGAGGACAUUUCUGGAAACAGCUUUAUUGAAAACCCUGUAGCCCCCAAAAAAGACCCCAAAUGCGCCACCGACAAGUUUAAAAGAACGAAAGAACAGGAUCACGAGUUGGGGGUUUUCACCCCAGAUGAGGUUAGUGGUCAAAACAGCGCAAUUUUGCAACCCAUCGCAGAGGAUGACUUUACAUUGGAAGAUCUGGAGGGCGAAGUCAUGCAGUUUCCAACUAACUGCACCAAUUGCAACUCACCGUGUCAAACUAACAUGAAAAUGACUAAAAUACCGCACUUCAAGGAAGUGGUUAUAAUGGCAACGACGUGCGACUUUUGUGGUCAUCGCACCAAUGAGGUGAAGUCUGGUGGGGGGGUUGAAGCCAAAGGAGUACAUAUUGAGGUUGACGUGAAUGGGCGGGCUGAUUUUUCGCGCGACGUUUUGAAAUCGGAAACUUGUGACUUGAAAAUUCCAGAGUUGGACUUGGAAGUGGGGCCGCAUGCCUUAGGAGGAAGGUUUACUACAGUUGAGGGGUUGUUGGUGGCUAUGAAAGAUCAGUUGAAUGACUCAGGCUUUUCUCACAUGUUUAGGGAUUCACAGAAUGAUGAGUCAAAAGCGAAAAUGGACGCGUUUUUUAAGAAGUUUGAUCAGAUUCUGGAUGGAGCGUCUAAAGUGACGAUUGUUUUGGAUGAUCCAGCUGGAAAUAGUUACAUUCAGAGUCUUGGGGAUGCAGACACUGGUUUGAGGAUAACAAGAUAUGAAAGAACGUUUGAACAGAAUGAAGAUUUAGGUCUGAAUGAUAUGAACACAGAAAAUUACACAAAUGAUUGCUAGUAUAAAUUUUUAUAUCUUAAGAUAAAAUUUUGUACAAAUUUAAUCACCUUCGUCACGCACAACGGGUUCACCAUCUAAUUUUUUCAAGUUGGGGAGUUUUUUAAUGGCUUCUUGUUUCCACACUGAUUCCUCCAUGUUUUCAUAGAGAGGAUUCCC